GACUCCGCCCCCGGCGCUGUGAGAUAGCGCUGCAGCGUUUUGUUUUGGUUUGAUUUUUUAAACAAGGGCAGAGAAGAAGAAAAAGAGAUAUUCCAAUUCCAAUUCCAACACAACACAGAGAGAGAGAGAGAGAGAGAGAGAGAGAGAAAAGAGCGUUUUGUUUGUAAGCGGCAAUCCGAAGCAGAUUCUUUGCCAUUUUCCAUCUCUAAUUCUCUCCCUAUUUCAGUUUUCAAUUUCAAAAUCCACUUUGAUUCUCAACAACCUCUUCACUUUGUGUGACGAACUCGAUCUUCGCUCUUCUGAUUGAAUUAAUUAGCCGGAACUCAAUUAUUAUUUCUCUUCUGGAGAUGUUUUUGUGGAGUAACAAUCAGAGAAGUAGUACAGUCCGAUCGCUGAAAAGCUAAAAAGUGAAUGCGCCUUUCAGAUCUCCACACCGAGGCAUAUAUUCUCCGAUCCGCCAGCUUUUGCAGGUGUUCACGUCGUCCUGAACGAUUCAAUUCUGGCUGGAAAAGGAUUUUCGAAUUCAGCGAGAGAAUUCGACUAUUUGGAGGGCUUCGAAUUCAAAAUCCAGAAAUUACGCGACGAAUUCGCGGAAAACUGUUCCCAAUUAGUACGUCCUCGGUAAUUCUCCCAAUAGUCGACGAUGGAGCUUCCCCAACCCCCCCGUCCCCUCGGAAACGAAGGACGGAAACCAACACAUGACUUUCUGUCGUCACUCUAUAGUCAUUCAACUGUCCAACAAGAUCCAUGCCACUCCUUCCAAGGAGGGUAUAUUAAAACGCAUGAUUUUCUACGUCCGCUGGAACGGAUUGGGAAGACAUGUGCCAAGGAAGAGACAACGGUCAAUGUGUCAGCGCCGCCGUUAGCAGCUCCUCCGGCUCAGAAUUCGCGUCUUCUACCAGGUGGAAUUGGUUCUUACAGUAUAAGCCACAUUUCUUAUUUCAACCAGAGGGCUCCAAAGCCAGAAGGAUCGGUGUUUUCAGUUGCUCAACCGAGUAACACUGACAAAAGUGAUGAUGACUCCCGCUGUAGUUCUUUGUCUGGAAGUGGCUUCACGUUGUGGGAAGAAUCUGCAGUUAAAAAGGGAAAGACAAUGAACGAGAAUUUGGGCGAAAAGCCCGGUUUAAGGGAAUCAACGGCGAAGAUUGAGCAAUGGGCCGUUUCGACGGAGCGGCCAUCGCAAUCAUCAUCAAGCAACCAUCGCAACAGCUUCAGCUCUCUCUCAUCCUCUCAGCCUUCAGGCCAGAGGAACCGGAGCUUUGAUGAGAUGUUAAAGUCCGCGGUGAAGGUUUCCUCCGAGGAAGAGGAACUAGACGACGGCAAAGUAUUUGUUAUUAAGAAGGAAUCAUCACCAUCCACUGCCUACGAAGGUGAAUUGAGGAUAAAUGUCGGAGGAAAAUGCUCUGAUCAGAAGGCUAACACGCCGAGGUCCAAACAUUCUGCAACAGAACAGCGCCGAAGGAGCAAAAUUAAUGAUAGAUUUCUGAAGUUGAGAGAAAUUAUUCCUCGUAGCGACCAGAAGAGAGACAAGGCAUCAUUUCUGUUAGAGGUUAUAGAGUACAUUCAGUUUCUACAAGAAAAGGUUCGCAAGUAUGAAAGCUCUCACCAAGGAUGGUACCCUGAACCGACGAAAUUAAUUCCCUCGAGGAACAAUUGCAAUCCAGCACAAUGUUACAUUGAUCAAUCUCAAAUAGCAAAGAGUAGUCCUGUAUUUAUAUUUGCUGCCAAGUCCGACGAGAAAAAUAAUCCUCACUCUUCAGCGUUUCCGAGGUACUCGCUCUAUCCAGUAGAAUCUGAAAUUAGUACCGCCACUACUUUCAGAGGAACGGAUCACCAUCCUGGAACAACCAACAAAGCAACACCCUACCCGAUGUCGCAGCCACGCCAUUUCACACCUGUCGUAGGUGAAGGUGCAAAAACUAAAUUCCAUUCUCAAUUGGCAUAUGAUUCAGACAACAAACCAUGUGAAGCGCAACCAGCAUCAUGUGAGAUGAGAUCAUGUUCUAACGACGUUGCUGCUGUUGGUAACAAGCUGAAAAAACCUGAGCAGAGUGUUGAAGGUGGUAGAAUUAGCAUCUCAAGUGCCUAUUCUCAAGGGUUGUUGAAUAUUCUCACACAAGCGUUACAGAGUUCUGGAGUGGAUAUGUCUCAGGCCAGCAUCUCCGUACAGAUAGAACUUGGAAAGAGGACCAAUUAUAGAGAAACUGUCCCUACGUCUGCUAUUGUGGAUGAUUCUGUUCGCCCAAGUGAUGGAGGGACCAUUCGUACCAGAGUUGCAGCUACGGAGCACUUGGAGCAGGCCUUAAGCAAGAAGCAGAAGACAUAAAAAGAGAGGAUAUAACAAGUGUUCUCCCAUUAAUUCAAUUUAAUUAUAACAUGGAUCACUUCAUUUUUUUAUUAUAAUUGGGAUUUGGAGCUUUGCUCCUCAAUACCCUGGAGAAUCAAGGCUCAAACGUGAGACCGCUAAGCCAGCAUGAUUAAGAGAGCCUAUGUCCUUACCAACCAAGCCGCUCUUUGGGGCUACAUCGCUUCAGUUUUACGUUCCAUUUCUUCCAUGGGGUUUAUGGUCUUUCAGUUAUAUGGGAAUCUAUGGCAUCUGACCCAGAUUGAUUGUACAUUAGGGUAGUUUAUUUUCGUAUUAUUGGGAAUCGCCACUUUUCCCCAUGAAUGUGAGUAUUGUAGCUAGUUUUGAUUUUUCUUUUUUGGGCAUUCCCCAUCUGGUGAAGCUGUAGCCUGCUUGGAAGUUGGGCUUCCCUAAAAUAUUUAGAGGCUUUUUUAUCAUGUAAAGACUUUCAUUCGAUGUAAAAUUGGUCUCAUUGCUCGUUUUUCUUGUUUAUUUUUAGGAAUGAAUCAAUAACAAAACGUGUGUAGUUUGCUCUUGAA
This is a messenger RNA of Momordica charantia (bitter melon), 2883 nucleotides long. RefSeq names its product transcription factor BIM1. Lineage: Eukaryota; Viridiplantae; Streptophyta; Magnoliopsida; Cucurbitales; Cucurbitaceae. The record is from RefSeq and is a predicted model, not a curated record. Gene Ontology annotation, molecular function: protein dimerization activity; DNA-binding transcription factor activity. Gene Ontology annotation, biological process: DNA-templated transcription.